Neoarius graeffei (lesser salmon catfish) is the source of this 2107-nucleotide messenger RNA. RefSeq names its product protein O-mannose kinase (gene pomk). The record is from RefSeq and is a predicted model, not a curated record. Gene Ontology annotation, biological process: protein phosphorylation; protein O-linked glycosylation; carbohydrate phosphorylation. Lineage: Eukaryota; Metazoa; Chordata; Actinopteri; Siluriformes; Ariidae. The transcript has 3 exons. The coding region runs from base 610 to 1644 and encodes 344 amino acids. Gene Ontology annotation, cellular component: endoplasmic reticulum membrane. Gene Ontology annotation, molecular function: carbohydrate kinase activity; protein kinase activity; ATP binding.
CGAACAAGUCAACCUGAAAAUAACACAAGAGAGUGUCAUUAUUAUGGAGAAACUUGGGUUUAACAGUUACAGCACUUUUAUGUUGUAGCAGCUUCAGUAUUUUGUUUAUGUUGAACCUGAUGGAUUUGGAAAUGCAUACGAUUUAGCAAAGUGGGCAGAAAUCAAGAUUCAUCAGACCAGGCUACAUUUUACCAGUCCAGUUUUGGUGAGUCUGUCCCCACUGCAGCGUCAGCUUUCUGUUCUUGGCUGACAGAAGUGGUGAGUGUUUGUCUGUUUAAUACUAUUGAUGUACAAAAGGUAUGCAGGCGAGUAUGUGAACAAUGCUGCUUGUGCAGCUGCUUCAUAAUCACCCAUCAGCUAUCAGUAUAGAGGUCUAAAACACAGUUGUAUUGGCUGUUUCAUUCUGCAAAGCAUGGCCCCUUAAUUUUGAAAAGGUAGAAUUUCUUGAAAGCAAAAAUUGCACUUUUUUUUAAAUUUAGGCGGCAUUCUGAUUUUACUCAGUCAUUUUAUUCAAUUUUUACUUCAGUCAUUGUCUGGAUGUCGUCAGCCCUUGUAAAUUUAGAAAAAUGUUGGAGAUUUCUUUUCUGACAUGCAGGUUACGAUGCCACCAUGGCUCAGAGGGUUGGAAGUGGUCCGACGUGCGGGGUGCCUGCAGUAGUUUUAUGUUUGGUAGCCCUGUUUUGUGCCAACCUGCUUCUCUAUUUCUACCUGGAUGCUCUAUACGAGGGCACUUCUCCACCUUCAGCACACAUGCACUGCUCACCAGGAUAUUUUAAGGUGGGCACGAUGAAAAACUGCACCCCGUGGUUGCAGUGUCCUGAAAUCCGUGCUAAUGUUCGUCGUCUCAGACUGAUUGGACAGGGAGCUGUUAAGCAGGUGUACCUGUCAGAGUGGCAGGGGCAAAAAGUAGCCCUGUGUGUCUUGUCAUCAGAGCAGUACAAAGCUGAUUUCCUUCAUGGCGUGUCCAUGCUACGUUCCUUGCAGAGUGUGCGUGUGGUAUCACUAGUGGGUGUGUGUGAAGAGGAUGGAGUAUUUGUUACCGAGUACCACCCUCUGGGAUCAGCACUAACACUUGAUUCUACUCUUGCUCAGGAUCGUUACCGCAGUCAGGACUCGUGGCACGUGCGGCUGCGUCUGGCACUAGAUUACGUUGUCUUUCUGGUGUUUUUACACAACAGCCCGGUGGGUACCCGUGUCAUGUGUGACUCUAAUGACCUCCAAAAAACACUUAGUCAAUUCUUGUUGACCACUGAUCUGCGGCUUUUGGCGAACGAUCUUGAUGCCCUGCCUUUGGUAGAGCAUGGGGGUGAGGGCAUCAAGUGUGGUCAUCGUCAGCUGAUGGGUGAUUUUGUUGCUCCAGAGCAGCGGUGGCCUUAUGGUGACGAGGUGCCUUUCUCAGAUGACCUCAUGCCAGGCUACGAUGAAAAGUCAGAUAUUUGGAAGAUUCCAGAUGUGACCCAUUCUUUGCUGGGUCAUGUCUCAGGGAGCGAUGUUAUCCACUUGCACCUCUUUCAGAUCCAUGCAGAGUGUAAGAGGCAGAAUCCUAAGCUACGACCAACAGCGCACAAAGUCCUCAGUGUUUAUCGCUCUGUAUAUGACAACAUGAAGGAAAGUCAUACAGAAAGUGUCCGAGACAUGCUGUGAAUUUCAUAUGAUUCGGUUUGUGUGUUGGGAGCAAGUUAAAAAAGCAGUCCAGGGCCAGGGAACGUGAAAGUGGUGAGCAAGGUAGCAGUAUUCAGUUCAGUAGGCAAUAAAAGAUGUUAAUGUCGUUAUGCACCAUUUGGUAAAAACUGGACACAUUUUAAUAAAGUUAAAACCACAUGCUUUUGGAUGGUGACCUCUCACUUUGUCUUUUUUAUUACUUCUGAGAUAUAUUAAAAUUUUUUUUCCUAUUUUACAGCCAAUACCAUAUUAAAUUGUAUAAAACAUUAUACAUUGAAAUUGUUUUUGGCAAAUACCUUUUGUACCAGGCAACAGUACAUGGGUAACUCUGAUCGUGUUUCAUCCAUAUGCUCAAAUGAAAUGUAAAAAAAAAAUUUAAAAAUUUAACUCCUGAGAUUUGUUUAAACUGAGACCAUGGAAAUAAAGUGGACAGAGUUAUUUGUGA